AACUUUCGGAUCUUUAAUAUCCACAUGCACAGUAGGUGGCAAUAUUCACAUAUUCUUGUUGCGAUCGCAAUUAUACCAAAGAAGAAGAAAAGGCUAGCGAACCAAAAGCAACAGAACCAACAUGGCAGAAGAGGAGGUGGCCAAGCUGCAGAAGCACCUAGCCCUGCUGAGGCAGGAGUAUGUGAAGAUGCAGCAGAAGCUGGCUGACACAGAGAGGCGCUGUGCCAUGCUUGCUGCUCAGGCCUCUGUCCAGGGCUCCACCAAGGCCUCCGUAGCCGGGUCAGAAGACACCUUCAUCAGCCGCCUGCUGGAGAUCGUGGCUGAGCUCUACCAGCAGGACCAGUACAGUGAUCUGAAGGUGACGGUUGGAGAGACGACGCUCAAUGCUCACAAGUUUGUCCUGGCUGCUCGCAGUGAUACCUGGAGCCUGGCUAACCUGGCCUCAACCUCCAAACUGGACCUGUCUGAUGCCAAGCCGGAGGUUGCCAUGGCGAUGUUGCGCUGGGCCUACACAGACGAUCUGGAGCUCAGUGAGAACGAUGCCUUCCUCAUCGACCUGAUGAAGCUGGCCAACCGCUUCCAGCUGCAGCUGCUCCGAGAGAGGUGUGAGAAAGGGGUGAUGUCAUCUGUGAAUGUGAGGAACUGUAUCCGGUUCUACCAGACUGCUGAGGAGCUUGAUGCCACAACACUCAUGAACUACUGUGGAGAGAUUAUCGCCAGCCACUGGGAUGACCUAAGGAAAGAGGACUUCAGCACUAUGAGUGCACCGCUGCUCUUCAAGAUGAUCAAGUCUAAAACAGAUUUCCCUCUUCACAAAGCCAUCAAAGUUGAGAGGGAAGACGUGGUCUUCCUCUACCUCAUUGAGAUGGACUCGCAGUUGCCUGGGAAGCUGAAUGAACUGGACAACAAUGGAGACUUGGCCCUGGACCUGGCUCUGUCUCGUAAACUGGAGAGUAUCGCCACCACGCUGGUCAACAACAAAGCAGACGUGGACAUGGUGGACCAGAGUGGCUGGAACCUCCUUCACAAAGCCAUCCAAAGAGGUGAUGAAUUUGCCUCCACCUUCCUGAUCCGCCACUUGGCCCAGGUGAACGCAGCCACGGUCGGGGCGGUAGAAACCCCUCUGCACCUGGUGUGUUCCUUUAGCCCCAAGAAGCACUCUGGGGAGGUGAUGAGUGGCAUGGCCCGCAUUGCAGAGGCCCUGCUCAAGACAGGGGCCAACCCCAACAUGCAGAACAGCAAGGGAAGAACUCCCCUACAUGAAGCGGUGGUGUCGGGGAAUGAGCCUGUGUUCAACCAGCUCCUACAGUGUAAACAGCUGGACCUGGAGCUGAAGGACCAUGAGGGGAGCACAGCUCUGUGGCUGGCCCUGCAGUACAUCACCGUGUCCUCUGACGCCAACGUUAACCCCUUUGAGGACGAUGCUCCGGUGGUGGAGAAUGGAACACUGUUUGAUGAAAACAGCUUUGCAGCCCAGCUCAUCCAGAGAGGCAGUAACCCAGACGCACCAGACACAACCACAGAGAACUGCCUCAUGCAGAGGGCAACGGGUGUAGGCAGUGAGGCUGCUGCCCUCUUCCUGGCCACACAUGGGGCAAAGGUCAACCAUGCCAACAAAUGGGGUGAGACCCCUCUCCACACGGCGUGUCGCUGUGGUUUGGCUGGCCUGACAGCAGAGCUUCUCCAUCAGGGGGCUAACCCUAACCUGCAGACGCAGAAGGCCCUCCCCGACGAGGCCCUGGCCCAGGGGGUGUCCCUGCAGAGCCCGCUCCACAUGGCCAUCGUACACAACCACCCCGACGUGGUGUCAGUCAUCUUGGAGCAGAAAGCCAAUGCUCUUCACGCCACCAACAACCUGCAGAUCAUCCCAGACUUCAGCCUCAAAGACUCCAUGGACCAGACGGUGUUGGGCCUAGCCCUUUGGACAGGUAUGCAUACCAUAGCAGCCCAACUCCUGGGCUCUGGGGCGUCCAUCAACGACACCAUGUCCAACGGUCAGACCCUGCUGCACAUGGCCAUCCGCAGACAGGACAGCAAGAGUGCCCUGUUCCUCCUGGAGCACCAGGCUGACAUCAAUGUCAAAACCCAAGAGGGUGAGACGGCGCUGCAACUGGCCAUCAGUAACCAACUCCCCCUGGUGGUGGAUGCCAUCUGCACACGGGGGGCCGACAUGUCCGUGGUGGAUGAGAGGGGACACCCCCCUCUGUGGCUGGCCCUGGAGAACGGUCUCGAGGACAUUGCAUCCACACUGGUCCGACAUGGUUGUGAUGCCACCAGUUGGAGCUCUGGUCCCUCAGGCUGUCAGCAGACCCUCCUCCACAGGGCUGUGGAUGAGAACAACGAGGUCACCGCCUGCUUCCUCAUCCGCAGUGGUUGUGACGUAAACAGCCCACGGCGUCCAGGUCUUAACGGUGAGGGGGAUGAGGAUGCCAGGGACGGACAGUCACCCCUCCAUCUGGCAGGCAGCUGGGGGCUGGAGGAGGUGGUGCAGUGCCUUCUGGAGUUUGGGGCAAAUGUCAACACACAGGACGCAGAGGGCCGAGCGCCUAUCCACAUUGCCAUUAGCAACCAGCACAAUGUCAUCAUCCAGCAGCUCAUAUCCCACCCGGACAUACGUCUGAACGCGCGUGAUCGCCUGGGCAUGACCCCCUUUGCCUGCGCCAUGACACACAAAAACAACAAGGCUGCAGAGUCCAUCCUCAAGAGAGAGCCCGGGGCUGCCGAACAGGUGGACAACAAAGGGCGUAACUUCCUGCAUGUGGCGGUGCAGAACUCUGACAUCGAGAGUGUUCUGUUCCUGAUCAGUGUCCAGGCCAACGUGAACUCCCGGGUGCAGGAUGCGGCCAAGCAGACUCCUCUACACCUGGCUGUUCAGGCUGGCUCUGAGAUCAUCGUCCGCAACCUACUGCUGGCAGGGGCCAAAGUGAAUGAGCUGACCAAACACAGACAGACAGCUCUACACCUGGCAGCCCAGCAGGACCUGGCUACUGUCUGCUCUGUGCUGCUGGAGAAUGGAGUGGACUUCACCGCUUUGGAUGAGAAUGGCAACAACGCCCUGCACCUGGCCGUAAUGCAGGGUCGCCUUAAUAACGUGCGUGCCCUUCUCACAGAGUCCAACAUUGAUGCGGAGGCCUUCAAUCUCAGGGGCCAGUCACCGAUGCACGUUCUGGGGCAAUAUGGGAAAGAGAAUGCGGCGGCCAUCUUUGAACUGUUCUUGGAAUGUAUGCCUGAGUACCCUCUGGACAAACCGGACAAUGAAGGGAACACGGUUCUGUUGCUGGCCUACAUGAAGGGCAAUGCUAACCUCUGUCGUGCCAUUGUGAGGUCUGGAGCUUGUAUGGGCCUCAACAACAACCAGGGAAUCAACAUCUUCAACUACCAAGUAGCCACCAAGCAGCUGCUCUUCCGCCUUCUAGAUAUGUUGUCCAAAGAGCCCCCGUGGUGUGAUGGCUCAAACUGUUAUGAAUGUGCUGCCAAGUUUGGAGUCACCACAAGAAAACAUCACUGCCGUCACUGCGGCCGCUUGCUCUGCCACAGGUGUUCCAUAAAGGAAAUCCCCAUCAUUAAGUUUGACCUGAAUAAGCCUGUGAGGGUCUGUGACAUCUGCUUCGACGUGCUGACUCUGGGUGGGGUGUCCUAACAGCACCGGACAGCAUGCCCCUCCAUCCAUCCAAACCUCCCUCCCCCUUCAUCUUCCCGUUAUGGGUUGCCAGCUGUGCCUGGCUCACCACCCUGGCACUGUGGGCUGGGCAACACCAGGCAAAGUGGCGGCACGGCAGUAGCAGCCAGGUCUAACUUCCUGGAAGGUUAUUGGACAGAGUAUCGGACGGACCACAACCUCUGUACUAGUCAUUCCAGUCUAUACAAAUAUGUUAAAGUUCUAGCAGGACUUAUGAAGUAAAAUGUAUUAAACAUUUUUGAUCCAAGUCAUCAUGAUGUGAAAUUGGAUUAAAUGAAACGCUUGCUUGCUGGCUCAGUGACUCCAGGACUGGGCUAGUUGGGGGGAGGGGAGAUGUUCUUCAGAUUGUCUUACUAAGGACUGAUCAUGGUUUUGACCCAAGAUAGAAUUUAUCAAGUGUUUGAAGGAAUCGUGAGAAUCAGUGAUGAACAUGUAAUGGUGUCAGAUUGCAGGAGCGGUUAGACCCUUGUCUCUGUUGGGAGCUGAAAAACGAACAGACAGUAUUUCUUCAGUAGCAGCCACUCACUGGCCCACUCAUCAAAUGAAUCAAUCACUGCACUGUGCUGCUGAGACAGAAAGCAAAACACCUGCUGCUAUCCAAGACCUGCCCUGCAUCACAAUCUGUCAUUUCUCCCGACUUCCCUUCAUGGAUUUUAAAGAAAGGAUUGCUAUAAAAAUUUCACUGGUGCCCACUGGUAGAAAUAACAAAUUAUUGUGAUGCAGGGCUGGGUUUACCCCCUCUGUUGUAGUGUUUUCAGGUGUUCAUCUCUGUUCUACUUCUGUCAAUUUAAGAUGAUCACUUUGUUUUGCCCUCGACUUUUUACUGUUGGCUGGUUCUAAUAAGAACUAGAGGCCGGUGUGUUGGAUUUUAAGGGAAUAGAGUUGAUUUACUAUGAAGCAGAUCAUGUUUUUUGUUGUUGGGACUACAGCUUUUUCACACACAAAAUAAUAGAUAUUUUUUAAUCAAAUGCUUCAACAUUACAUUUUUGAUUCAAAUAUUAAUGAAACACUCAAUUUGAACUCUGUCACUGGUUAAAGAAGUGAGCUCUCUGCUUGUAAAAAAAAAAAAUGAAGAAAGAGAUUGUAUUCACAUGAUUUCAAUGUAACUGCAUAAAACAACCUCAUAAGCAUUUAUAUACCACCACUUAAUCGGUAAAUGGGACAAGACACUCAGCUAUUAAGUGUAAUCAAUGUAUUUUCCAUGAGAACUGGGGAGGGUGAGAACCUUUUACCAUUUAAGGUUUUGUUAGUCCCAAAUGCAAAGUAAUCAUCGCUAUGAAAUUAUACGUUUGAUAAAAUGCCUGUCUAUGCAUGUCAUUGAAUUUGUAGCGUAUACUUUUUUUUAUCAUAUCAUAGUCCUCAUGAAUUAUGUUUGCCACCCAGAUCACUGACAUGUACAUUCCAUUUAAUCUGGGCCUAUAGUACGGUCCUCUUGUUGGGGAUUUGUUAUAUGUAACAAUUGGUAUUGCCUCAAUUCAGGUGUUGUCUUGACCUACCAGUCUGGUUUCCCCGGACCAGAUUAAGCGAAGUCCUUGACUAAAAAGCAAUUUCAAUGAAAAUGUUGAUGCCUUCUUCAAGUCCAGAACUAGGUUUAUAAAUCAGUGUCAAGAAAACAAGGCAUUUAUUAUUAUUUUUUCUGAUUCUUGAUUUCAAAACCUAACAGGUGCACUUUAUCAAGAUUACAUGACAUUUCUGAUCAUAAGGGGAGAGAAUGCGAGAAUGAGUUGGUGGUGGCCACUGGCCUGUCAGUGUCUGUUAAAUUGUACAGAUAAAUGUAUAAUAUUUUUGACCACUACAACUGUUUUGUACUUAAUGCAGUUAGCUUUUUUUGUAAUUGUGACAACUGAAAUAUUUGCCUCUGUUAAUCUUUUAUGCACAUUGUUUCAGUAUGCUCAGAUAUCUAGCCUGUUUCUACCUUGCGAAAGGGAGGACGACUUUACAUAAAGGUCAUCAAAUAAGAACAGGA
Molecule: messenger RNA, 5645 nt
Organism: Oncorhynchus kisutch (coho salmon)
Lineage: Eukaryota; Metazoa; Chordata; Actinopteri; Salmoniformes; Salmonidae
Product: rabankyrin-5
Exons: 25
Coding region: 122-3640 (1172 amino acids)
Molecular function (GO): protein binding; metal ion binding
Source: RefSeq, a predicted model, not a curated record